GUGGCUUACAGUAGGGAGAGAUUGUGGCGCUCGACCGCUGCCGGCGAAAGCGGCGGGCGGAGCUCCGGAGAAAUAGACUUGCAGCAUCAGAAAAGUCGCGUAGCCUGAAGAAGGCCGCUCUGGGUCCCUGCUCUUUUCCCCUCGCUGACCAUCGAUUGCAGCUGUAGGCGCUGUCUGUAUCCUCAUGGCUUCCUCAUCUGCUCCUCCUUCUGUAGCUCCGCCUUACUCUUCUUCGGCGGCGGCGUCUGAGCUACAAUCUCAGGUGCAGGCCGCCCUCGAUGCGAGAGUAGCCGCGGGGCGUUUGGCGCCUUCGGUUGUCUAUCUUUCGAAUCGUUCCGGUCAAGAAGUAGCGCAAGUCUGCUCUCCUUCUGCUUCUUCCUCUGACAGUGAGAGCCGCAGUGGUAGUAGCAACAGAGAGGCAAUCGCCAAGUGGGGUCAAGAUGAAGUCGUUGGGCCUUCAUCGGUCUUCUGGCUUGCAUCAUGCACAAAGCUUCUCACGGCCGUUGCUGCUCUGCAGCUCGUCGAGGAUGGGCUGAUUGGGCUGGACGACUCCGUCGAGGAGGCGCUUCCUGAGCUUAAGGCUCUCCCUAGGCUGGAGUUCUCUACUUCGAGCGACGGCGAUGGGAAGGAAGAGCAACACUUCAAGCUUGUGCACCGCGAGGAAGAGGAGGGAGGAUAUCGCCCGCCUAUCACUCUAGCUAUGCUCCUCUCGCACACUUCCGGUCUCUCCUAUCCGCACUUCCACGCUCAGACGAGAGACUACUGUCAGCAUAUCGGUCUCAAUCCCUUUGAAGGGACGAUUCGCUCCUUCUCCACACCGCUCAUAGCCACACCCGGCACGCGCUGGUGCUACUCACCCGGACUGGAUUGGGUCGGCGUUCUACUGGAGCGUCUGACAGGCGCGCAAGAUCUGGACGAGUACCUCGCGCGGAGGGUGUACGGUCCGCUGGGGGUGCAGGGGGAAAUGACGAUGAAGGGUGCAAGCGAGUGUGUGCAGAGUGGACUAGCUCCUAUGCAUGUGAGGGAGGCAGAUGGGAGUAUUAAGACGGAACCCCAUCGGGUACAGCUCGAUGAUACGAAGCUCGGAUACCUCUCUGGUGGAAUCAGACUCUUCUCCACUCCACGUGCUUACGCUCAAGUGCUCGUUGCGCUGCUCAAUGGUGGCACCCACCCAAUCACAGGCGGAAAGAUCCUCUCGCCAUCAUCAGUAGAGGAGCUGCUGAAAGAUCGCAUCCCCGAGUCUAUGCGUCCGGACCUGUCGCGCUCCUUCGACUGCAGCUACCCCUUUCUCUCCUACCCUUUCACACUCCACCCCCAAAAAGCCAAACAGUGGACUUUUGCUGGCGCACGCGUCAGUGAUGGAUUGGAGAAUGGUCGUAGCGACAGAGCUGUAUGGUGGACGGGGACGCCGAAUGCCUUUUGGUUCCUAGACCCACAGGAUGGGACUUGUGGAGUGCUGGCUACCCACCUGAGGCCGUUUUGGGAUGGAGAAGUGAGGGACUUCUGGGACGAGGUUGAGGGGGCUUUGCACGCAUUUGUGCGGGAUGAGGGACAGACAGAGGGAGACUGAUAAGAGAGGGAGGACAUAGAUUUGUUUGUUUGUAUACCUAGUAGAGACAGAAGAAGGACACCCGCCAGAGAAUGAUGGACACUUUGGCCAUCGUACCGGAGACUCUAGACAGAUCCAUAUACUUCUCUCCGUCCUCGCCCUGCCUAAUGUCAUGAUAUUUGCAUCCCACUCUAGAACCA
Molecule: messenger RNA, 1749 nt
Organism: Microstroma glucosiphilum
Lineage: Eukaryota; Fungi; Basidiomycota; Exobasidiomycetes; Microstromatales; Microstromataceae
Product: beta-lactamase/transpeptidase-like protein
Exons: 1
Coding region: 185-1570 (461 amino acids)
Source: RefSeq, a predicted model, not a curated record